Oryza brachyantha (malo sina) is the source of this 3362-nucleotide messenger RNA. Its product is annotated as receptor kinase-like protein Xa21. Gene Ontology annotation, molecular function: protein binding; ATP binding; protein kinase activity. The record is from RefSeq and is a predicted model, not a curated record. Lineage: Eukaryota; Viridiplantae; Streptophyta; Magnoliopsida; Poales; Poaceae. The transcript has 2 exons. Gene Ontology annotation, biological process: protein phosphorylation. The coding region runs from base 1 to 3120 and encodes 1039 amino acids.
AUGAGGCUUACGGUAGCUUACCUCCUCUCCGUCCUGGCGAUCGCCGCCGGCGGCGGCAGCAGCAGCGACGAGGCCACGCUGCUUGCUUUCAAGGCGGGGUUCAGCGAGGGCAGCUCAGGUGCGCUCGCCUCCUGGAACAGCAGCACCGGCUUCUGCCGCUGGGAGGGCGUCACAUGCGACCGUCGGAUGCCGACGAGGGUGGCGGCGCUGAGCCUGCCGUCGAGCAACCUCGCCGGCACGCUCUCACCGGCCGUCGGAAACCUCACCUUCCUCCGGUGGCUCAACCUGAGCUCCAACGCGCUCCACGGGGAGAUUCCCUCGAGCCUCGGCCGGCUCCGGCGUCUGCAGGUCCUCGACCUUGGCAGCAACUCCUUCUCCGGUGCGUUCCCUCGCAACCUCACCUCCUGCAUCAGAUUGACAAACCUGAGCGUCAGCUAUAACCAGCUUGAUGGCCACAUCCCCGUGGAGCUGGGAAACAAGCUGACAAUGCUUCAGUCACUUUUGCUGGAAAACAACAGCUUCACAGGGCCGAUUCCGGCCUCGCUAGCCAACCUGUCGUCACUCCAGUGCCUACACAUGCACAACAACCACCUGAAUGGCCUCAUACCGCCAGUGCUCGGCAGCAUCCCAGCUCUGCAAGAGCUUAGCUUGGGCGGAAAUGGCCUCUCAGGCGAACUUCCAGCCUCCCUGUGGAAUCUGUCAACACUGACAGUCCUCGCAGUGUACGGCAACAUGCUACAAGGAAGCAUCCCGGCCAACGUUGGUGACAGUCUUCCUAAUAUGCGAACUUUUGGAUUGGCCGAUAACCGGUUCACCGGGGUCAUCCCCUCUUCUCUCUUCAAUGUUUCAUCACUCACACUUGUGGCUCUUUACAAUAAUAGAUUUACUGGGUUUGUGCCGCCUGCCGUGGGAAGAUUGCAGUCUCUUGCAUUUCUAUACCUGUCUGACAACCAACUUGAGGCAAACGGCAGAAAAGGAUGGGAAUUUAUCACCUCAUUAACCAACUGCAGUCAGCUGCAACACCUUGUUAUCGCCAACAACUCUUUCAGCGGGCAGCUGCCAAGCUCGAUUGUGAACCUGUCGACGACACUACAGAAGCUCUACUUAGGUGAAAAUAGCAUCUCCGGGAGCAUCCCCGAAGAAAUUGGCAAUCUGGUCGGUCUGGACACGCUGUAUCUGGCGUUCACCUCGCUAUCUGGAGCAAUUCCGUCUAGCAUCGGGAAGCUAGCAAACUUGGUCGAAAUCGGCCUAUACAAUACUAGCUUGUCAGGCCUCAUACCAUCAUCUAUUGGAAAUCUUUCAAGUUUGAAUAGGCUGUAUGCAUUCUACACCAGUUUGGAAGGGCCAAUACCUGCGAGCCUUGGGAAACUAAGGAAGUUGUUUGUUCUAGAUUUGUCAACCAACCGUCAUAACGGGUCAAUCCCAAAAGAAAUUUUGGAGCUACCUUCACUGUCUUGGUAUUUGGACUUGUCAUACAAUUCCCUCUCCGGACCACUUCCAUUAGAAGUCGGCACCUUGGCUAACCUAAACCAGUUGAUUCUGUCAGGAAACCAGUUGUCUGGCCAAAUACCUGACAGUAUAGGAAAUUGCGAGGUGCUUGAAUUCCUACAGCUAGAUAAGAACUCAUUUGAAGGAGGCAUACCUCAAUCUUUGACCAACUUGAAAGGGCUCAACCUUCUGAACCUAACUAUGAAUAAAUUAUCUGGUAGUAUCUCAGAAACUAUCAGUAGGAUUGGCAAUCUGCAACAGCUGUGUCUAGCUCACAAUAAUUUUUCAGGACCAAUCCCAGCAACUCUACAAAAUCUGACAUUAUUGUGGAAAUUAGAUGUGUCAUUCAAUAAUUUGAAAGGGCAAGUACCAGAUGAGGGAGUUUUCAAGAACCUUACUUACGCAUCAGUUGCAGGGAACGCCGAGUUGUGCGGCGGAAUAACCACGCUUCACUUGGCUCCAUGCUCCAUUCUUGUUGGAAGCAAGCACCGAAAGCAAUAUCCAAAGUCUCUGGCAAAAGCUCUGCCAACAACAGGAGCAAUACUGGUGUUAGGUUCAGCUAUUGUUCUUAUUCUCUUACACCACAGGAAGCUCAAACGAAGACAAAAUGGCCAAGGGACAUCUCCAAUCAUUGAGGAACAGUAUCAGAGGGUUUCUUAUUAUACGUUAUCAAGGGGAAGUAAUGGAUUUUCAGAAGCUAACUUGCUUUGCAAAGGAAGUUAUGGUUCUGUCUAUAGAUGUACUUUAGAAGAGGGUGAAAUUCUUGCUGUAAAAGUGUUCAACCUUCAACAAUCAGGAUCUGCCAAGAGCUUUGUGGUUGAAUGUGAGGCUUUGAGAAGAGUAAGACAUCGUUGUCUUAUAAAGAUCAUCACCUGUUGCUCAAGUACCGAUCCACAGGGCCAAGAGUUCAAGUCAUUAGUUUUUGAGUACAUGCCCAAUGGAAGCUUAGAUGGUUGGCUUCAUCCCAAGUCAAGCAAUCCCACUCUUAGCAAUACACUGAGCCUUUCACAGAGACUCAGCAUUGCGGUUGAUAUUCUAGAUGCACUGGAUUACCUUCACAACCAUUGUCAGCCACCAAUCAUCCAUUGCGACCUGAAACCAAGUAAUAUUCUUCUUGCAGAAGACAUGACCGCAAAGGUUGGAGAUUUUGGCAUAUCAAGAAUCCUCUCUGAAAGUAUAAUUAAAACAAUGCAAAAUUCAAACAGCACAUUUGGGAUCAGAGGUUCCAUUGGUUAUAUUCCACCAGAGUAUGGUGAAGGUUCUGCAGUCUCCAGGCUAGGUGAUAUUUACAGCUUAGGGAUAUUGUUGCUUGAGAUAUUUAUUGGAAGGAGCCCUACUGAUGACAUGUUCAAUGAUUCAAUGGAUCUACACAAGUUUGCCUCAGCAGCAUUUCCUGAACGAGUCUUGGAGAUAGCUGAUCAAACAAUCUGGCUACAUGAAGAAGCAAAAAAUAAGGAUGCAACAAAUGCAGGCAUAACAAGAGGUAUUCAGGAGUGUUUGGCUUCGGUCAUUAGGCUUGGCAUAUCCUGCUCAAAGCAACAAGCCAAAGAGCGAAUGUUGUUAGCAGAUGCUGUGUCAAAGAUGCAUGCAAUCAGAGAUGAAUACCUUCUGUCUCAGGUGGUUAAGAACUGAAAACCAGAGUUGAGCUAAAUGUAAGGUGAGAUGUAUAUACAGAGUUGAUGAUUGAUUUGGAAAUACAGAGGCAUACAAGGUCUUAUAGUUGUCAUUCACUAAAUAAAGGUUAGAUGCCUGUAAUUGCAAAAGAUGCAUACAGAAUGUAAUCAUAUUAUGAUAGAAAAGUACUGGAGUUUUUGGCUUCUUACACUAUGUGGAUAAGAUUUCAAUGCCAAGUCGUGCACAACAAUAGUUGCAGA